Messenger RNA from Cydia strobilella, 1293 nucleotides. RefSeq lists its product as uncharacterized. The transcript has a single exon. The record is from RefSeq and is a predicted model, not a curated record. The coding region runs from base 125 to 703 and encodes 192 amino acids. Lineage: Eukaryota; Metazoa; Arthropoda; Insecta; Lepidoptera; Tortricidae.
AGCGCGGGGCGCGGGGCGCGCAGGCGCGGCAGCCGCCAGUCUCGCGCCGAGCGCCCUCCGACGCGCACGUCCGCGCGCCCGCUCGCCGCAGUCAGCUGAUCGGCCACAUGCCGUGAGUCCCGUCAUGACGGGCUACGCCCGCAGCGAGGCCGAGUUCGCCGCCGGCUACCGGCGCGACGCACGGCCCGCCUCGCUCGCCCCCAAGGAUUACUCGGUGCCUUUACACGUAGACUGCAGUAUCGAAUACGAGCUUCCCGACUGUGCCAAGCCGCCGCAGGGCGUGAAGAUAGAGCCGCUGCUCAUGAUCCACCCCUCGCAUUUCCGGAGGCUCGAGAGUUUGCGGCGGGUGCCGUUCGUGAACAACCUGCCGCGGGAUGCGGUUCAUGCGGUGACCGCUAGUGUGGCGGCGGCGGCGCCGGCGAGGCGCAUGGCGCGGCCGCCGCGGCGCUGCUGCCGCGCGGCGCCGGCGCCCGCCGUGCCGCCGCCGGCGCCCGCGACCGCGGCACGAGCCAGGGCCGUCGCCGUCGAGGAGCCGGCGCCCUGCUACCGCUUCGACAGCUACGCGCUGGAGGCCGGCAAGCUGAGCCGCGCGCGGCUGAAGGCGCACCCCUACUUGCCGGUGGACUGUGAUAUGGCGCGGCUGCCCGCGCCCUACGAGCGCUUCGACAAGCGCGCGCUGCAGCAGCUCCCGAUCUACAUGUAGCCGCUCCGGCCCCUGUGAUGUUCCCUUGUAUAGUUUAGUGAUAAGUGUCGUGUCGAGAACGAACCAUACCAAAUAGUACCUAUGUACGUUAUUGUUUAAACGUUGAUUUGUUGUGUUUGCCGGACGGUUGCGGACCGCCGCCCGCGGACGGUGCCCGCGAACGUAUUUAUUCGCAAAACUGAUGCUUCAUGAUUAAAUUAUUGUACCGUCGCCGAUUCGUUGCGUAAUUCUGUAUAAGAUAUCAUAUCGAUAAUUAUAUGUUCAAAAAUUGUAUUAUAAUGAAUAUGUACCUAUAGAGUAAAAAAUGAAAAGUGAGAAAAAUAUUACGAAUAAAAACUAGGAAUAGUUAUGUUUUGGAAUAGUUGAGUUCUAGAACAGUCCCGAGUGGCACUAGGAACGUAUCUCUCUCAUUUGUAAGCAGUUAUGUUUGUUGAAAUUAUAUAUAAAGAGUCCUCUGAAGAAUAGUCUGAUUAACAAAUAUUCGGCAUGUAAAAGUCUUUAUAAAACGCUUACCUAGCAUAUCAUAGUAUUAUAUUGUGUCAUAGUCCAAUGCCAAAAAUAUAACUAUCUUUUUACAAAAAUCCCUAAAA